AUGAGUUAUCGUUUACGACGUGAACGACGUCGAUUGAUUGAGGAUUUAAAUGACUUACAAAUUGAAGAAGAUCUUCAAGAACAAUAUCAAUAUUUAAUUUGUUGUCUUAAAGAAUUAAGAAGGCAUCGAUCGUAUUCUGAUGAUAAUGAAUAUAGAAAUUAUCAUCAACAACGAACAGAAUCUUGUUUAGUAACAUUAAUCUAUCAAAGUCCAAAUACAGGACGAAGUCAUUUUGAUGAAAUAGAAAUUCUUCAACAUAAUCGAACAGUUUUCAAAGGAUGUUUAGCAUGUGGAGGUCAAUUAACAUUUAAAUCAAAACGUUAUCGAAAUGAAUCAAAAUUAAAAUUAAGAUUUUAUAUAAAUGGUUUAUUUGAAGAUGAAAUGAUUGCUUGUUGUGAACAUGGAUUAAUUGGUAAAAAUCGAUCUAAUCAUUUAUUUCAAAUUGAAGACAUUUUUGGAUCCAAACCAUGUUUCGAAUGUGAACUCGAUAAUCAUAACUCAACAUCAUCUAGUUUAACUUCAUAUUCAUUUUCAAGACAAAACUCUCUCACAAAAAUUAAAGCUCCUUCAUCAAAAGUAUUAGCAGAAGAUCAAUCCAAUCAACAAAAAUUAAAGACGGAAUCACCUACAAUCUUGACUCCACAAACAAGAUCUAAUCAUAAAACUUCAAGUGAAGGUUUUUCUUCUGAUUUAAUCAAACGUUCCAAUCAUCAUACGCAAAAACACCAUCAAUUGAACGAUAAACAGCAGUCUACGGAAGAUUUGCCUGAAUCCUUACCUGAGAGUCCAGAAGUACCAUUGAAACCAAUAUAUGGUCCUCCUCAAAUAUCAACAAUGUUAUCUCUCAGUGAAUCACUUGAUUCGUCACAACCAAAUAUUCCUCAACAAACAAACCAGAAUUUGUUCAAUUCAUUAUUAAUUAUCAAGCAAGAUUCAGAUGAACAUGAAAAUUCGAAUGUUGUUUCAAACGAAAGUGUAUCUGAUUUACCAAAUAGAACUACUCAAUGUUCUUUAUCAUUAUCACCAAAUGUUGAAAGUAAUUCAGACGAACGAGAGACUUCAUUAAAUUUGAAUACUUCGAAUUCGAAUUCGAAUGAUACGGCAAUAGUUAAUGAGGCAACUCAAUUAUUACUUACUCGACUUGGACUAAUACAACAACAACAAAUCGAAAGUCCACAAGUCUCAUUUGGUAGUGUAUCUCGAGAGAAAGGCAAUGUCGAAUAUUUUACUCUCGUUUACUUACAUGCUUCACAUCCUGAAGAAUCUAUAAUAAAAAAGCUUCGAAGUCUCGUCAAUUUCGUAAAAACUUUCAAUGAUAUUGAUGAUUGUAUUGCAUUUAUGAAUGGUGUGUUCAAUGAAAAAAUUAUUUUUAUUCUUUCAAAUUCACUUUGUAAUUCAAUUCUUCCAAGAAUUGAAGGACUUCAACAAAUAUUUACUAUGUAUAUUUUAUGUGAAAAUGAUGAUGAAAUUAAUUCAUCAUGGCAACAAUUAAAAGUUAAAGGUGUAUAUAAAAAUUUAAACGAUAUAUAUGAACAAAUAUCAAAGGAUAUACAAAAAAUAAUACAUGAUUUGAUAAUCUAUAUAAAUUUAUCAUCGAAUUCAGCUCAACUUGAUGAAACUUAUAUAUAUGGUAAAUUAUUAAGUGAAAUAAUUCUUGAUAAAAAUGAAAGUCAAAAUGAUUUACAAGAACUAAUUAAUUUUUCACGUCAAGAAUACGAUGGUAAUGAUGAAGAAUUAAACAUAAUCAAUGAAUUCGAAAAAAAUUAUAAAAAAAAUCAAGCAAUCUAUUGGUUUACAAGACGAUGUUUUCUAUCAAAAAUGUUAAAUAAAGCUCUUCGUACUUCUGAAGGUGAUAUUUUAUAUAAACUUCGUUCAUUUGUUCAAGAUUUAUUUCAACAAAUAGAAAAUGAAUCAGUAAAAGAUUCAAUAACAGUUUAUCUUGGACAAACAAUACAAAGAAAUGAUCUUGAUGAUUUACAAAGAAAUAUUUUAAAUAAUGAUCUGAUUAUAUUUCCUCAAUUUUUAUUUGGUUCAACGGAUCAAAUACGAGCUAUUCGUGUUGCUAAAGAAAUUCCAGUUUUAUCCAAAGAUUAUAUACCAAUUAUUAUUCAUAUUGAUAUACCAGAAAAUUUUAAAUGUGCUAAUAUAAGUUCAAAUCGAUAUUCCAUUAAUAAUGAUAAUGAUGUUUUAUUAAAUAUGGGUGUUAUGGGGCGUUUAAUUAAAGUUAAAAAAGAAAAUAUUAAUGACAAUCAGAUUGCUUCUAUUCAUUUAAAAUUAGUUAAAUGUGAAAAUGAACAAAAUAUUCAACAAAUACUUGAGACUAAGCGAGCAGAAAUUAAAAGUUUUUCUCAAUUAGUUACUCUAAUAAAAUUAAUGAUUGCAAUGAAACAACUCACAUUAGCUGAACAUCUGCUUGAAACAAUAUUUAAUGAUGAUACUUUAAAAGAAGAUACAAAUACUCAGACCUCAAUAGCUGCUGGUUGCCUUGUACUUGCAACAUCACGUCGUAAUCAAGAUGAUUAUAAACGUGCUCUUGAAUUAUAUCUUCUUUCAUUGGAUGCAUUUCGUCGAUUUAUUUCACCGAACGCUUUUGAAUUAACUCCACUUUACGGUAAUAUUGCUGGAAUGUAUUUACGUCUAGAUGAUUUUGAAAAAUCUCAUGAAUAUUAUAAAAAAGCACUUGAUGUACAACUUUGUUCAAACACUCCAGAUUUCGCUACUAUUAGUAAUUUUACAAAUAAUAUAGGCAUUAUUUUAUCAAGACAAGGAAAAUAUGCUGAUGCUAUUAAAUCAUUUCAACGUACUUUAAAAAUUCUUGAACAAGUAACUGAACCACAUGAUAUAGAAUCUGCAUUAAGUUAUGAAAAUAUGGGUGAUACAUAUCUUAUACAACUUAAAUAUAACGAGGCUAUAAAUUGUUAUAAAAAAUCAAUUGAAAUUCAAGAACGUUUUGUACCACGUAAUCCUAGUAUAUUAGGUUCUUCUUAUCAUAAUAUUGGAAAUGUUUAUUUAAAAAUUGGUCAAUCUCGUGAAGCAUUAGUUUAUUUAAAACUUGCUUUAGAAUGUCAACAAGAAUAUUUACCAUCAACUCAUCCAACAUUUGCAUUACUUUAUAAUAAUAUUGGUUUAAUGUAUUAUCGAGAAGAACAAUAUUCAGAAGCAUUAAAAUGUUAUACUAAAAGUCUUGAAAUUGCAUCAAUAUCUUUGCCCGAAAGUCAUUCAUUAGUUGGUACAACACUUUUUAAUAUAGCACUUGUUUAUUCAGUUCAAGAGAAAUUCGAUGAAGCUAUAGAGAGUAUAGAAAAAUCAACUGAACAAUUUUUAAAAACAUUACCACCUGAUCAUCAAGAUGUGAUAGAAAAUAAAGCAUAUAUUGAAUCGAUUAAACGAAAAAAAAUUCUAAAAGAACUUUUUGAUGAAAGAUCUGAUGAAAAUGUAACAAGUUUUUAA
Rotaria sp. Silwood1 is the source of this 3450-nucleotide messenger RNA. NCBI's taxonomy places the organism in Eukaryota, Metazoa, Rotifera, Eurotatoria, Philodinida, Philodinidae. The record is from the annotation of a GenBank genome assembly.